GUGACUGGACUGCGUCGUAACUUUGGAAUGUUUAUUUUCAAAUUCGAAAGUGUUUUGAGUUGAAGGUCGCAAGAUUUGGACUCUACUCUCCAAUUACUGCUACACCAUUAUAUCUCUUUAUUCCUACAACACUUCUGGGAUUGGACUCCUAUACCGACUCUGCACCACCAGAGAGGAUGAACUUCGGAGGAGAAGACGCGCUACAGCGGCAGGACGCGGACCCUCAGCCCGGAUCGAGCGGACUAUACGAGCCCUGGACCGGGAGACGACGGGAACAAACACCAUUUGAUCAUCUUCCUCAAGACGAGCUCAACUACAACAGCGAGCAGAGUGACUCUGAGGAUGAUGAACCAGGGUCUAGUCAGCAGCAGGAUGUUCAAGAUGGAGGUGAUGAGAAUGAGGUGGCUGUGAGGAGCUCAUUCCCCAUUAGGAACCCAUCCCUACCUGCACGGAGCCCAUCCCCACCUAUAAGGAACCCAUCCCCACCUUCAUGGAGCCCAUCCCCACCCAUGAGGGUCCAUUUACCUAUAUUGGGCCAAUCACCUCCAUGGAGCCCAUCCCCACCCAUAAGGAACCCAUUCCCGCCUUCAUGGAGCCCAUCCCCACCCAUGAGGGUCCAUUUACCUGUAUGGGACCAAUCACCUCCAAGGAGCCCAACCCCACCCAUAAGGAACCUAUCCCCACCUUCAUGGAGCCCAUCCCCACCCAUGAGGGUCCUUUUACCUAUAUGGGGCCAAUCACCUCCAAGGAGCCCAUCCCCACCCAUGCAGAACCCAUCCCCACCCAUGCGGAACCCAUCCCCAACAAUAAGGAGCCCAUCCCCACCUGUAAGGAGCCCAUCCCCACCCAUUAGGAACCCAUCCCCGUUAAGGACACCACCCCCUCUAGGAAGCCCUUCAAGGAUCCCACGCGAUUCCAUUGUUGUGUUGCGCGACAUGGUGUCUGGUCAACCUUAUGUUCCAGCAACUGUGACCUUUCAGGUUCUGCGCCAGCAAAUAAGGAAGAGGGAUGAAGAGGAAGACGAUCAAAUAGUCCCUUCUGAUGAAGUAAUCCCUUCUAAUAAAAGACGGCGUGUGGAUCCUGAAUGGGAGACACAGGUAGUCAUGAGGCCCCUCCAAUUAUCCGUUGAUGUGAUUCCUGCACUAAGCGGAGAUCUUUGAGCCAACCCCAUAUAUAUCAACUCAUUUUCAUCACCCCCGUAUUCCUCAUGUGGUAAAUAUCAGUGGUAGGUAUCUGUGGUAAGUAUUUGACCUCUAGUCUUUAGCUUUAGUCUGUUUUUAAAUUUGUAGUGAAUAUUUCACUACCAGACUCUAGCAGUAGUCUAUUAUUUAUGUAAAUGAUUAAACAUGUGAGAUGGUAAGAAUCAGCUUGAUACCUUCUCUUCUGUUUUGUUGUCACGAGGUCAUCGUUCAACCUUCUUCCUCUCGCCUUGUAGAUGUCUGAGCCCAAGUACACUUUGUACAAAAUAAAAACUAAAUUUACACAAAUGAACCAGUUCAAAUGUUUACAUACCCUUGAUUUCUAAUAUUGUGUUAUUACCUGGAUGACUAACCACUGUUUUUAUGUUGAUGAUCCAGGUAACAACACACAGUAUUAAGAAUCAAGCAUAUGUAAACUUUUGAACUGGUUCGUUUGUGUAAAUUCAGGUAAUAUUUUGUCUUUUGGAUAAAUGUAAAUGUGAAAUAACUUAUUCAGGGCAAAACGUAAUAAAAAAACAAACCACAAUUCAUAAGAUCUGUAGGUCACUUUAUGACUUUAAAUUCUCUGCGUUUUUGAGCAGGUGUCCAGGGGAUUCUUACCACCAUCACUAGCAUUAAACCAUUUUCAUGACUGUGACAUAAUUUUGGUAAAAUAAUAAUAAUAAAACAGGAUAAAGUAGUUAUAGCAAUUAUGUUAGUUUAUAUAUGUCUGGUUAGUGUUCAAUGUAUAGGCUUGUUUCUAUAGUAGGUUGUAUAUUUAGGACAUAUGAAUUAGUAUUUAUUAUAGAAUUUAUAAUAAACCAGUUUUCUGUUUAUAAAUGUGUAGGUUGUGCAUAUUACUGCUAAUGUUUAUGUUGUUGUAAAUAUGUAUAUAUGAAGUAUUUAAGAUUAAGAUUUUAAGAUUAAGUUGUACAGAAGUAGUGCACUCCCACCCCCUAACCCCCGUCUAAAAGCCUCACCCCCACCCCCCUCCACUAGUUUAGAGUGUGUUCAACUACUUAUACCACAACGAUUUGCUAACAAUAACAUAGUUUCAUUUAUUAAAUAAUAAAAUAAGAAUUACUUUGUUAAAGGUUUUUAAAUUUAUAUGUUACUAGUCUCAGGUUAAGUUUGACAUGCAAGCCACUACAAUAAUACACACUUUUUAAUGCUCAAUUCAAGCAUUCAUUGUGGUAUAAAAUAUUAGUAAUGUACAGUUUAUGAUCAUUUAUGUUUGCUUUAAAAUAGUCAAUAAAUUUUCUU
Messenger RNA from Hemibagrus wyckioides, 2441 nucleotides. RefSeq lists its product as uncharacterized. Lineage: Eukaryota; Metazoa; Chordata; Actinopteri; Siluriformes; Bagridae. The transcript has 2 exons. The record is from RefSeq and is a predicted model, not a curated record. Bases 177 to 1160 code for a protein of 327 amino acids.